Molecule: messenger RNA, 5245 nt
Organism: Bolinopsis microptera
Lineage: Eukaryota; Metazoa; Ctenophora; Tentaculata; Lobata; Bolinopsidae
Product: zygotic DNA replication licensing factor mcm3-like
Exons: 17
Coding region: 304-2718 (804 amino acids)
Biological process (GO): DNA replication; DNA strand elongation involved in DNA replication; mitotic DNA replication initiation
Cellular component (GO): nucleus; MCM complex
Molecular function (GO): single-stranded DNA helicase activity; ATP binding; ATP hydrolysis activity
Source: RefSeq, a predicted model, not a curated record
GAGGCUCAUUGUUGCCCGCUAGUGAAUAGGUCCCCAUGAGAUCAAUGAUUGGGUGACGAAAUCACUUAUUAAGUGCUGUGGUGUGUUACAUGAUUUAUAAUGUCAAAAACAAGUUCUUCUAGCUGUGCACCUUUAAUCUUAAUCUAAUAUUAUAACAACAAUCUGUUGUUCUCAUUUUACAAAAUGAACUAUUGAUAGUUCAGAUAAUGAACAGGGACAUUAAAUACUGAACAAUCAUGUACGCUCUGAAUAAUCUAGUAAUUUUGAAUUCCUCUUAAACUUCAAUGACCAUUAGGCCCCAUUAUGUUGGCUGCCCCAAGAGUUGACGAUGAUGAACUUCAAAUGAAGGAGUACCAGAGGGAGUACUUUGAUUUUCUUGAUGAUGGAAAGGAACAGAGCAUCUACAUUAAUAAGAUAUCAGACAUGAUUCAGCAGCAAGGAAGAAGACUUGUUGUGAACAUCAAUGAUCUACGCAAGGACAAGCCUUCUCGUGCAUUGACCUUGAUGAAAAACUCAAGCAAGGAAAUCAUCUCAUUUCAAAGGGCACUCAAAGAGCUGGUUGAGCAGCUAGACAGUGAAUUUGGACGUGACAAAGAUUUCUACAUCGGUUUCGAAGGGAGCUUCGGCGCCAAACAUGUUACUCCUCGUUCCUUGUCAGCGCGUAACCUCAACAAUCUGAUAUGUGUCGAAGGUAUUGUGACUAAGUGUUCGCUUGUUCGGCCCAAAGUUACCAAGAGUGUCCACUACUGCCCUGCCACUAAGAAGUCUAUGGAACGCAUGUACACGGAUCUCACCUCUUUGGAGGCUUAUCCUUCUUCUGGAGCUUACCCGACUAAGGAUGAGGAGGGAAACCCACUGGAGACAGAAUAUGGUAAGUGUACAUAUCAGAACCAUCAGACUGUAACGUUACAAGAGAUGCCAGAGAAAGCUCCUGCGGGCCAACUUCCUCGGAGUAUUGACAUCAUCUGUGACAACGACCUUGUGGAUAAGUGCAAACCAGGCGACAGGAUACAAGUGAUAGGUACAUACCGGUGUCUCCCCUCCAAGCAACAAGGAUUUAGCAGCUGCACAUUUCGUACAAUUAUCAUCUGCAACAACAUAAAAUGUAUGAACGUUGAUGAUCACCCUACCCUCUCUGCUAGUGAUAUCUCUAAAAUCAAACGCUUUAGUCAGCAAAAGAAAGGUAACAUAUUCGAGGCCCUAGCGCGCUCCCUGGCCCCCUCAAUCCACGGUCACGAGUACAUCAAGAAAGCAGUGUUAUGUUUGUUACUUGGAGGUGUCGAGAAGAUUCUGGAAAACGGGACACGGCUCAGAGGCGAUAUCAACAUCAUGCUGAUCGGGGAUCCCAGUACAGCUAAAUCGCAGGUACUAAGGUAUGUGUUGAACUCCGCUCCACGAGCUAUAGCAACAACAGGUAGAGGCACUUCCGGUGUGGGUCUCACUGCUGCUAUCACCACUGAUAAAGACAGUGGAGAGAGACGACUUGAAGCAGGUGCAAUGGUGUUGGCAGAUCGAGGUAUAGUUUGUAUUGAUGAGUUCGACAAGAUGAGUGAUAUCGACAGAACUGCCAUACACGAGGUUAUGGAACAAGGGCGUGUUACAAUCUCCAAAGCUGGUAUACACGCCAAGUUAAAUGCCCGCUGUUCCGUGUUAGCGGCCGCUAACCCUGUAUACGGCAGAUAUGAUGAGUACAAGAACCCUAUGGAUAACAUCGGCAUGCAGGAUUCGUUGCUGUCUCGAUUCGAUUUGUUGUUUGUCGUGCUGGAUGUCAUGGACCCGGAGCAUGAUGCACGCAUCGCUGAGUUCGUUCUCCGCAUGCACCGCUACAGAAAUCCUGGUGAACAAGACGGAGAACCAAUCAGGAUAGAUGGUGAUGUGGACAACCUGGCAACUUAUGAAGACAAAGAGGAGGAGGAGGAAAUGGAGUUGUACGUGAAACAUGACAACCUGCUACACGGUCAGAAGAAGAACACUCAAAAACUCUGCAGUCUCCAAUUCUUGAGGAAGUAUAUUCACGUGGCCAAGAACAUGAGCCCAGUGCUGACUCGUGAAGCUGCCGAGUGCAUCUCCAACGAGUACGCCAAACUGAGAACUACUGAUAACCUCGGAAAUAAGAGCAAGACGUUGCCGAUAACAGCCCGAGCACUGGAGACCUUGAUCCGUCUCUCUACAGCUCAUGCUAAAGCUAGGAUGAGCAAGACAGUGGAAAAGAAGGACGCAGAGUCUGCGGUAGAGCUGGUGAACUUCGCCUACUUCAAAGAAACAAAGAGGAAGACGAAAAGGAGGAAGGACAGAGAAGAGGAUGACAGCGAUAUGGAGGAGGACGACGAAGAGGAUCCAUUUAGGUUUGAUGAAAAAGACAGAAAGAGACCCAGAACCACAACAUCAGACACAGCAGGGGAUCAGGAGACAAUGGAGACAGAGGAGACAGAGGACAGGUCUCAGGAAACAGCCGCUCAACCCGCCGACCCUACCCCGCCUGUGGAGGGUGUUUCUGAGGAAAAGUUGGAAGCGUUCAGAAAGUUCAUACACGAGAUAUUUAGUACUGGACACAAUAUCGAACAGGUUCCGCUAGAUAAGAUCCUGGCGGAGGUUAACCAGGCCGGAUCUCGACCUGAUCCAUUUGAUGAGGACGAAGUUAUGGAGUGUAUAAACAGGAUGAUGGAGCAAAACCAGGUUUAUUUGGAUAUGGGUACCAGAGCUGUCUUUCUUAUCUAGAUAAUAUCUUGUUACUACUAUCUAAGUAAGAUUCUUCUAAGUAAGAACGGUUUUUCUUCACAACAUCAGAUACGAUUGCAUCGUAUGUAAUGCUUCAAUUCCAUAUGGACGUAAGUAGUGGAUAAUAUUUCUGUGAUAUUGGCAUAUCAGUUAUUGUCUUUUUCCUCAUUAACUAUCACAUUUUAUGGAAUUUCAUCGUAUUUUUAUUUGAUAGGUAUGCUAAACUUAGUUUUAUGAUGACGUGUCCAACGUUUUUAGGAUUGUUUUUAAUCUUUUUAGCUUUUUAAUCUCACCCAACAAGUUGAUAAUAGUUUAAAUUAUUCACCUUACAUCUUUUGGGCCAGUUAAGGUACUCCAGUGAAAAAAUGAAGAAUCUUUUUACGUUUUAAAUAUCAGCCUUGUGUUUGUUCCUUGUUAGCCCUACGACUUGCAAUGAAAGCUGUUCCACAAUUUACAACUUUAUUAAAAGUUUAUGGAAAUUUAAUGAUGAUAUUUUAAUGAAACUUAUUUGAAUAUUCGAUGACAUGUUUAUUGUUCAAGUGAUGAACAACAAUAAUAUAACCGUAUUUGUAAUGCAUUUCAACGAAAUAUUGUUACCUUAAAUGAAUUUCACUAUUAGCUAUAUUUCUCCAGAAAACAAAUAUGCUUUGUCCACAAUAUCUAAUUAUUGUUAAAAUGUAUUACACGCAAAAUGUUUAAUUUAACUAAAUCAAUUAGUAAACGAAAUAAAAUCAAUGAAUGGAAGGAAUUAUAUUUAAUAUUGUUGGAGCUGACGUGAUAUUAUUCAAAGGAAGGUAUGGCGGUGCGUGAAGCAGCAGUUGACUUGAUAAACUACAUCAACCGGUCACCAUCUCCCUACCAUGCAGUUGCUGAAGCGAUAAAGGUCCUCAAGAAGGUUGGCUACCAGCGCCUGGAUGAAUCAGCUGACUGGAAACUUACUCCUGGAGGAAUGUACUACAUGACAAGAAAUGCAAGCACGCUCAUCGCGUUUGCACUUGGUGAGAAGUUCGCCGCGGGUAACCCCUGUCAGCUGAUCGGCGCGCACACCGACUCUCCAUGUCUACGUGUGAAGCAGCGCAGCAAGCACACUAGUGUUGGAUACAGCCUGGUAAAGAGUGAGUGUUACGGAGGUGGUAUCUGGGCUACCUGGUUCGACAGGGACCUCAAGUUAGCCGGGAAAGUGAUAGUUAAAGGGGAGAAUAACGCUCUAACCUCCCGUCUAGCGCACAUUGACCGCCCUAUCCUACAUAUCCCUACACUGGCAAUACAUCUUGAUCGUACAGUGAAUGAAGCGUUCAAGUUUAACAAGGAAGAGCAGCUAAUCCCAGUACUGGGGCUGAUAGAGAAGGAACUGGGAGGAGAGGUGGAGAAGAAGGUGACAGGUGUAGAAAAACAGCAGCAAUCCUUCACUAAACAUCACGACACAAAGUUACUGAAGCUGCUCUCAGAGCAUCUGGGUUGUGCUGGUGAUGAUAUUAUAGGGUUUGAUCUGUGUCUUGCUGAUGUUAUGCCAGGUAGUUUGGCUGGAGUAGAUGAGGAGUUCGUGAUGGCGCCCAGGCAGGAUAACCUUGUUAACGCAUGGGCUGGAACACAUGCACUUGCAAAACACAGUGUAUCCGGGUCCAGUACCGCUGCGGUCCUGUGUUUGUAUGACCACGAGGAGGUGGGAUCGCAGUCUGCGCACGGCGCUGGUACUGAACUCACCAACUUAGUGCUACAGCGCUUGAGUGGAAACAACUCCGAGCUUCUUGCUAAGUGCAUCGCCAAAUCCUUCCUUCUGUCUGCUGAUCAAGUACACGCUGUACAUCCCAAUUACGUGUCCAAACACGAGUCUAACUUCCAGCCUGCAGUGAACGGAGGAAUCUGCAUGAAGCACAACUCUAACCAGCGCUACGCAACCACUGCAAUGGGUGCCGCCCUCCUGCGCGAGCUUGCUCUCCGCAACGAUAUCCCCCUCCAGGAGGUGAUGGUGCGCAAUGAUUCACCAUGUGGGUCUACCAUUGGUCCAAUCAUGUCCGCUAAGACUGCUCUGAGAACGGUGGAUUUGGGAUGUCCUCAAUUGAGUAUGCACUCUAUUCGUGAGAUGGGAGGUGCUAAGGACCCCUAUCAUGCUGUGCGUCUGUACAAAGCUUUCUACGAGCAGUUUGCUGGUAUUGAUGCUGCAUCUACUGAUGAAACCUGCGACGAAACCUUUAUUUAAAUUUUAAGCUGAUCUAUUUUCAUUUUCAGUUGUACGUUUAUCCCAAUAAUAUUGAUUUAUCAUGUGCUAUUUGAUUUUUAGGGUUUUUUUGUGUUAGGGAGACCCGAAAUUUACUGUGUAAUCUUCUGUAACUUGAAGCUCCCAUUAAUGAUGAAAGUUAUUGAGAAAAAAGAUUACGGUUAUAAUGUAUUAUAAUUUUACUUCUCCUAAGAUGUAAAGUACCAACAUCUUUCAUGACAUCAUUUUUUCGCUCAGUUGCAUAAAAGAUGUUGAUCGUGUAUAAUUGAUGUUUGAUUUUGUAUAAUCAAUGUGUGAUUACAUAAGUUC